Eublepharis macularius is the source of this 5433-nucleotide messenger RNA. It is a transcript of the gene IQGAP3, whose product is annotated as IQ motif containing GTPase activating protein 3. The record is from RefSeq and is a predicted model, not a curated record. Gene Ontology annotation, biological process: regulation of actin cytoskeleton organization; regulation of GTPase activity. Gene Ontology annotation, molecular function: GTPase activator activity; actin filament binding; calmodulin binding. NCBI's taxonomy places the organism in Eukaryota, Metazoa, Chordata, Lepidosauria, Squamata, Eublepharidae. Gene Ontology annotation, cellular component: cytoplasm. The transcript has 38 exons. The coding region runs from base 16 to 4956 and encodes 1646 amino acids.
GCAGAUCAGCUGGCGAUGGAGCAAUUCACGGAGGGCUCCGGGCAUGGGCCGGCUCGGUCAGGCUAUGAACGCCUGACCGCAGAUGAAAUGGAUGAGAAAAGGCAUCAGAAUGAGGCCUACCAAUAUCUCUGUCGCUUGGAGGAAGCCAAACGCUGGAUGGAGGCCUGCUUGAAGGAGGAUUUGGCUUCACCCACCGAACUGGAGGAAAGUUUGCGGAACGGCGUCAUCUUGGCCAAACUUGGCCACUUCUUUGCUCCAGAUGUGGUUCCCUUGAGGAAAAUCUAUGAUCUAGGUCAAGCUCGUUUCAAGGCAUGCGGGCUACACUACCGUCACACAGACAACAUCAACUACUGGAGGGAUGCUAUGAGUCACGUUGGAUUACCUACGAUCUUCCACCCUGAGACGACAGACAUCUAUGACAAGAAAAACAUGCCUCGUGUCAUCUAUUGUAUUCAUGCUUUGAGUUUAUACCUGUUUAAAUUGCGGCUGGCUCCCCAGAUCCAGGAUUUGUAUGGGAAAGUGAACUUCACAGAUGAGGAAAUAAAUCAUAUGAAGUGCGAGCUGGAGAAAUAUGGCUUGCAGCUGCCGUCGUUCAGCAAGAUAGGGGGAAUCCUUGCAAACGAGCUCUCCGUGGAUGAAGCAGCAGUGCAUGCUGCAGUCCUUGCUAUCAAUGAAGCAGUGGAGGCAGGGAUUGUGGAACAAACCAUGACGGCCCUACACAAUCCCAGUGCCAUGUUGUGUGAUCUUCGGGAAAACCUUGCUGCCGUCUAUCAAGAGGUACUCUAUCAGGCCAAGGUGGAGAAAGCCAGCAAUGCUAAGAACCAGGAAUGGAAAGAGAUUCCCGAAGGUGAAGACAUUUACGAUCGGUGUCUAACUCAGGCUGAGAUACAGGGCAACAUCCACAAAGUUAACGUGAAAGGUGCUCUAGAGUUGGUGGAUGACGCCCUAGAGGGACAGGAUCCACAGGCCUUGUACUGUGCUCUACAGGAUCCCACCCUAGCCUUGAGGAAUCUGCAGCGGGAGAAUGCAGACUGGUACCUGGAUCAGCUGAGUGCUGACCGGGAACAGAAGGCACUGGAGCUCGGCUACGUUGAUUUGCUUGAACAAGAGGAAAUACAAGCUGGGGUUUAUGCGGCCAAUGAGAGAGGAGAUCGGGAACGUGCUGUGGUGCAGGCCGUGAGACACAUCAACGCCUCCAUCCGAAGAGGGGUAGCAGAAGAAACCACGCGGGCCCUGAUGAACCCAGAGGCUCAGCUGCCGGAUAUCUUCCCCUUUGCUGCACACCUGUACCAGCGGGAAUUGUCUGUGUUGCAACAGCAGCAGCCGCAGGGCGAUUUGGCCCAAGAGGAGCUGUUUGUUGCCGUGGAGAUGCUGUCUGCGGUGGCCCUUGUUAACCAAGCCCUUGAACACAGAGAUGCCGGCAGCUUCUGGAAGAUUCUGGUCAGCCCCAGUUUAGGUCUGUCAGAGAUAGAGGAUGCCAAUGCACAGCGUUAUUUUGAUGACUUAUUGAAACGGAAGCACCACUCUCAAGAAGGAAGGAGUGAGUUCCUGAGCUGGAAUGACAUCCAGGCAUCCGUGAAUGAUGUGAAUGUCUUGGUCCAAGAGGAAAACAACAAAAUCCUUGCUGUCCGACUGGUCAACGAGGCUUUGGACCAGGGUAGCCCAGAAAAAAUGCUCACUGCUUUGCUGCUGCCGUCUGCUGGCCUGUGUGGCGUGACCCUGCCAAAUGCUAAGCGGUACCAUGAUGUUCUGAUCCGUGCACGGAAGCAGAAAAUGCAGGCAAGCGGGGACACCGGAGCCAUGCUGUGGUGGGAAGAGAUUCAGGCGGGGGUUGCCAAAGCCAACCAGGACUCAGAAGCAGCAAAGAGAAUGGCUCUAGGCAUUGCCGCUAUUAAUCAGGCCAUAAAAGAGGGAAACGCAGCACAAACGGUCAGGGUCCUACGCAAUCCAGGUGUGUCCCUGUGUGGCGUGGUGAUGGACUGUGCCAGAGCGUAUCAGGUGCAGCUUAAUGCCAUCAUGGCGGCUAGAAAAUCACCAGGGAAUGCAAAAGCCCACUGGGUCCGGCACAAGCUGAAAGAUGGAGCAGAGUAUUACUUCAGCCUCCAGACGUUUGAAGGCUUGUGGGAUCAGCCGCGCCCCUGUGUCCUUAAUCCCACACAUCUCAGCAGGGAGGAAAUCCAGUUUGCAAUCACCAGAGUGACAGCUGCCCAUGACCGAGAACGCCUCUGGAAAUCGAACGUGCGGUUGGUCGUUCAGCUGCAGGCCCACAUGAGAGGCUUCCUUGUCCGGCAGGACUUUGCAACUCGCUGGCACCUCUUGUCAAAGCAGGUCCCGGCUGCUAUUAAAAUUCAGGCCUAUUGGCGUGGAUACCAACAGCGGAGGAGCUACCUGGAAAGACGGCAGUAUUUGCAGGACAAUGUAGAUGCGGUAAUAAAGAUACAAGCUUGGGUACGGACGUGGCAUGCGCGCAAAAGGUAUCUAGAACGGCUGCGCUACUUCAGGAGGAACGUUAAAGCUAUAAUUAAAAUUCAGGCGUUUGUGCGAGCUAAUAAGGCACGAGGAGAUUACAGGAUGCUGGUGCACAGUCGCAACCCGCCCCUCAGCAUUGUCCGGCGUUUCGCCCACCUGCUGGAACGGAGCCAGCGUGACUACUGGGAGGAACUGGAGCUGCUGGAUCUCCAGGAGAGCGUGGUGAGGGGGAUCCGUUCCAACCAGCAGCUCGAGAGCGAUCUCAACCUCAUGGAUAUCAAGAUUGGAUUGUUGGUGAAAAACAGGAUUACCCUCCAGGAGGUGGUCUCUCACUGUAAGAAGCUGACCAGGAAGAACAAGGAGCAUCUCUCGGAUUUGAUGGGCCUAAACAAGCAAAAAGGGCUGAAAGCCCUCAGCAAGGAGAAGCGGGAGACCCUGGAGGCAUACCAGCACCUCCUCUACCAGCUGCAGACCCACCCGCUGUAUUUGGCCAAGCUGAUCAUGCAGAUGCCGCAGAACAAGUCCACCAAGUUCAUGGAGUCGGUGGUCUUUACGCUCUUCAAUUAUGCCUCCAAUGCCAGGGAGGCCUAUCUCCUGCUCCAGCUCUUCAGAAGCGCCUUGCAGGAAGAGAUCAGGUUAAAAGUCGAUCGAAUCCAGGACAUCCUAACAGGGAAUCCAACGGUGAUCCGCUUGGUGGUCAGCUUUUAUCGGAACGCCCGUGGGCAGAAUGCCUUACGCCAAAUCCUGGCGGGGCCCGUGCAAGAGGUUCUGCAGAACAAAACCCUCAGCAUCCGCACCAGCCCCGUGGAGAUCUACAAAGGCUGGAUCAACCAAAUGGAGUCUCAGAGCGGGCAAAAAAGCACCCUCCCAUAUGACGUUAGCCCUGAGCAAGCCCUCGGCCACCCUGAGGUGCAGAGAAGGUUGGACAUCUCCAUCCGCAAUCUCCUGGCAGUGACAGACAAGUUCCUGUCAGCCAUCAUGACGUCUGUGGACAGCAUUCCUUAUGGGAUGCGCUACAUUGCCAAAGUCUUGAAGAUGUCUUUAACUGAGAAGUUUCCAAAUGCUUCUGAGGAGGAGAUCUACAAGGUUGUCGGGAACCUGCUGUACUACCGUUUCAUGAAUCCUGCGGUGGUAGCUCCAGAUGGUUUUGAUGUUGUUGAUGUUUCCGCGGGGGUAGCACUCCAUCCCGACCAUAGGCGCAACUUGGGCUCCAUCGCCAAGAUCUUGCAACAUGCCGCAGCUCACCAGAUGUUUGAAGGGGAAAACAGCCAUCUCAGGGUGGUAAACCAGUACCUGGAGGAAACGCACCAUAAAUUCAGAAAAUUCAUCACUGCUGCUUGUUUAGUACCUGAACCAGAGGAAAGGUUUAAUGUAGACAAGUACUCCGAUAUGGUGAUGAUCACCAAACCAGUGGUCUACAUAACGGUCGGGGAACUAAUUAAGACACACAAGCUGUUACUGGAGCACCAACAGUCUAUGGCUCCUGAUCCUAAUGACCCUUUACACGAGCUUUUAGGAGACCUGGGGGAGUUGCCCACCAUCCAGUCCUUAAUAGGUGAAAGUGUGGGGAAUGGAGCUGAUGGAAACUCAGAACAAACCCUGUCUCAGCUUGCCAAGACCGAGUUCUCCCUUACCCUCACCAAUAAAUUUGAUGUGUCAGAGACCAACAUUGAGGAGAAGGAUACCAAAAGCUUGUUGCUAAGCACCAAACAAAUGCUGGUGGACGUGAUCCAGUCUCAGCCUGGAGACUCCCUUAUGGAGAUACUGUGGACAAAGGCAUCAGAGGAUGAGGAAGUCCUCCACCACCACCUCAUGAAGAGAAGGGCCUUAUGCGAUGCUCAGGCCCCGGACAAACUGAGGCGCAAUCGCUCCCUGGCUGGCAACAGUCAUCUCUCGAUAGAGGAGAAGAAGAGGAAAGUCAUCAAGAAUUUGCGGCGGCUCGAAAGUCUGGGAGUGGUCGAUUCCGCCAACCAGUAUCAAGAGGUCGUCAACGAGAUGGCCAAGGAUAUUCGCAACCAGCGACAAUACCGGCAGCACCGUAAGGCAGAGCUGGCAAAACGGCAGCAGACCCUUCAUGGCCUCGACUCCAAGAGGAUGUUCUACGAGGAGCAGGUGGAUUACUACAAUCAGUACAUCCGGACCUGCCUGGACAACCUUGCAGCCAGAAACAAGCCUAGCAAGAAGCAAGCGACGCUCCAUUACACUGCAGCCCGUCUCUUUGAAAAAGGCGUCUUGCUGGAGAUCGAAGACCUCCCGGUCAGCCAGCUCAGGAAUGUCAUUUUUGAUAUUGUUCCCUGCGAAGAAGCUGGCCAGUUUCAGGUGAAGGCGAAGUUUAUGGGGAUCGACAUGGAGAAGUUUCCGCUCCAUUACCAGGACCUCCUCCAGCUCCAAUACGAGGGUGUCGCUGUCAUGAAAAUGUUUGACAAGGCCAGAAUUAACGUCAACCUCUUGAUCUUCCUCCUCAACAAGAAGUUCUUCAAGAAAUAGCUGGAGGCACUAAGGGGGUGGGAAUUGGGCAAGGGUUCUGGGAAAUUAACACAGAGAAUAUGUUGUAAAGAAGGGGGCGGUCAACUUAUGCCAAAGAAACGGCGGUACUCCAAAACCAUUAAAUGCUCUGUUAAUAAAAGCACAGCCAUCAACUUGAAGUGGCUGGCCCACUGCUCAUAAUCAGCCUGUGUCUGGGCUAUUCCUUUUUAGACUGGCGGGAGCCCCCCAGAUAAUUGAAUAUUAUUCCAUAUGACGGUAUCUCUGCACAUAGAAAGGUAGCAUAUCAGGAAGAAGGGUUGGCUUUAGGAUCUUGAUAUGCUAGCUUUUAUAUGCUAGCUUUUCAUCCCUUUUAUGCAGGGAGGAACUCUUCUCCCUGCAGUGAAAUCCUUUGCAUGUAGAAAACUAGCAAAUCCCCAACCGUCUCCUCAACCUGCUAUUUUUCCAUGUUCAGGGAAUUUGUGUGUAUGUUUGAAAGAA